AUGUCUGGUUCCAGAGGCCGGGUCCCAAAGCGAAACCACCUGUGGAGUUCUCCCUCCACAAACUGCCUGGGCAAGAUGUGCCGGCUGUUGUUCCUUUGGGGAAUCCUCCAUACUUGCCCUACACAGGCCUCUGUGCUCUUGGCCCAGCAGCUACCACAGCAAGUGACAUCCCCUGGAUAUCCAGAGCCAUAUCUCAAAGGCCAGGAGAGCCACACUGAUAUCGAGGCUCCAGAAGGGUUUGUCGUGAGACUGGUCUUCCAGGACUUUGAUAUGGAGCCAUCCCCAGACUGUGAAGGAGACUCUGUCACCAUUUCAACCAGAGGGACAGAUGCAGUCCGGCUGUGUGGGCAGCACACUUCCUCUCUGGAGAGUUCUCCUGGGCACAGGGAGUUUGUGUCCUCUGGGAGGAGUUUGCGGCUGACCUUCCGGGCACACUCUCCUUCCCAGAACAAGAUCACACACGUCCACAAAGGCUUCCUGGCUCUCUAUCAAGCCAUAGCUGUGAGCCAGCCCAACGGGGACUCUGAGGCUGUCACCACACCUGGAGCUGACCUUCCCAGGAUUCAGAGCCACUGUCAAGAUCCCUACUAUGAGGUCAGACAGACCGGGACAUUCAGCUGCCCAUCCUUGGGGACUUGGAAGGACAGACAGGAUAGGGAAGAGGUUCCUCAAUGUGUGCCAGUCUGUGGAAGACCAGUCAUCCCCAUUGUCCAGAAUCCAAAGGCCUUCGGUUCAUCCCCAGCUAAGCUGGGAAACUUCCCUUGGCAAGCCUUCACCAGUAUCUAUGGUCGUGGUGGUGGAGCCCUGCUUGGUGACAGAUGGAUCCUGACCGCUGCCCAUACCAUCCACCCCAAGGACAGCCUCUAUCUCAGGAAGAACCAGAGCGUGGAGGUGUUUCUCGGUCACACAGAUGUAGACGAGCUGCUGAAACUGGGGAACCAUCCUGUCCGGAGAGUCGUGGUUCACCCAGACUACCGCCAGCACGAAUCCCACAAUUUCAACGGGGACAUCGCCCUCCUUGAGCUCCAGCACAGAGUCUCUCUGGGUCCCAGCCUCCUCCCAGUCUGCCUGCCCGACAAUGAGACCCUCUACCACAGCGGUCUGUGGGGCUAUGUCAGUGGGUUUGGUGUAGAGAUGGGCUGGUUAACGACAAAGUUGAAAUACUCACAGCUGCCGGUAGCUCCCCGGGAGGCCUGUGAAGCCUGGCUCCACCAGAGGCAACGGACUGAGGUGUUUUCUGACAACAUGUUCUGUGUUGGGGAUGAGAUUCAGAUGAAUAGCGUCUGCCAGGGGGACAGUGGCAGCGUCUACGUGGUGUGGGACAAUCGUACUCUUCACUGGGUGGCCACAGGAAUUGUAUCCUGGGGCAUCGGGUGUGGCAAGGGAUACGGCUUCUACACCAAAGUACUCAGCUAUGUGGAUUGGAUCAAGAGGGUGAUGGAAGGUAAAGACUGACCCCAGGGUCCUGAGCGGCAGACCAGCACUGUGGAGGUCCCAGGCAAGGAGGACCAGGAGUGAGGGUUGGUGCGCUUGGGGUCGGGGAACCCUAUUUAAGUCAUUGCUUCAUCAACCUACUGCCCAAGAGAAAGCCCCCUCCCCCGAACCUACGCCAUCCCAAAUCGGAAGCAGCACCCACUGUCCCUUUCUCGCUGUCAUCUCUCCAGGGAAGCCCUGGACGUCUAGGCAACCCUUGCUUAGAACAUCUUUUUUCUUGUUCAAGGCAGGAUCUCACUCUGCAGCCCAGGCUGGCCUCAAACGCAGGGCACCGAUCCUGCUUCAGCCACCCAAACACUGGGAUUAUAAAUAUGCACAAUUAAAUCUGGCAGUGUCACCAUGUGGGUCUUUCUGAACCCCCUACCUCAUCUAUUGACAGUUUUUUCUGCAUUUACUUGUGGAACAGCUAUCACCUCAUUCAGAUAGACUGUGGAGGAAGGGGUUUUACCUGCACUGUGUCUCUGAAACCCUUCUGUUGACCUUCAAAUGUGCGAAGCAGUUGGCUUCACCACCUAUCACAGCUCCUGCAUGCAGUUGCAGUAAGGCUUCCUCUUUCAUCCUGCAUCUACUGGGAGCCAAGACCAUCACCUGUUACCUCACCUAAUGUGGCACCGUGCUGGCAAAGGGUGUGUGAGCCUCCAUCCGGGGCUCACAAUGAGGAAGCUGGGAAAGAUACAGACAGUGGUUUGUGAAAGUCCCACAGCUGGUUCCUGAGGCUGCAUUCCUCCCCGCAUGCUCUCGGAGAUAACUCUCGGCUGCCCUCAAGACCUACCUCUCUGGGCCCCCAGUUUUACAAACUCCUUCCCCGGGAAGAAGUGUCCACAUGUUCCUAUUGGUCCUCAUCACCAAGGGUACUGCCAGCCUGAGAAGUUAAACUCUUUAAUUUGUAGGAAAGAUUUGGAGUAAUUUACAGUGAAAGACAAAAAUAAAACACAACAGUUCCGAACGGAUACCAUAAAAGAGAAAGAAAGACGUGCUGAGAAUAAAGAUGUUCUAUGGUC
Messenger RNA from Mesocricetus auratus (golden hamster), 2495 nucleotides. RefSeq names its product complement C1r subcomponent like (gene C1rl). Gene Ontology annotation, biological process: zymogen activation. Gene Ontology annotation, molecular function: serine-type endopeptidase activity. Gene Ontology annotation, cellular component: blood microparticle. NCBI's taxonomy places the organism in Eukaryota, Metazoa, Chordata, Mammalia, Rodentia, Cricetidae. The record is from RefSeq and is a predicted model, not a curated record.